Messenger RNA from Thamnophis elegans (Western terrestrial garter snake), 3692 nucleotides. It is a transcript of the gene GUCY2C, whose product is annotated as guanylate cyclase 2C. Gene Ontology annotation, molecular function: guanylate cyclase activity; peptide receptor activity; ATP binding. NCBI's taxonomy places the organism in Eukaryota, Metazoa, Chordata, Lepidosauria, Squamata, Natricidae. Gene Ontology annotation, biological process: cGMP biosynthetic process; receptor guanylyl cyclase signaling pathway; protein phosphorylation. The record is from RefSeq and is a predicted model, not a curated record.
AUGAUGUAUCAGCUUGUAGGAACAUCAUUUCUCUUGAAUCAGCUGCUGUGGCACACUAGUGAAACCAAGUGUGGGGAAGAUGAAUAUGUGAUCAAUGUAAUGAUGCUAAAUGACUUUGAUAAUCCAGUGAUAUCAGAGAACUUAAAACCAACUGUAGAACUGGGGCUCAGAAUCGUGAAUAAAAUUCUGAAAGAAAACAACAUGACUGUCAAUGUAAGUGCUACAUAUGAUGUGUUCAACACAUCUAUCUAUUCCUCACAAGGGUGCCGCAGUACCACUUGUGAAGGUGUGACAUUUGUUAAACAGCUCAAUGCUUAUCAGAAACUUGGUUGUGUUGUCCUGGGUCCUAUGUGUUCAUUUGCCACAUAUGAGUUGGUCACAUCAGAGAAUAUAUUGGAUCUCCCUCUGAUUUCUAUUGGGAGUUUUGGUCUGUCUUGUGACUUCAAAAAAAACUUAACAAGGAUGUUAACACCAACUAGGAAAGUGACCUACUUCUUGAUUGAUUUCUGGAAAAAUAGCGAUUUGACAUUCAAAAAGGACGUGUGGAGAUCAGUUUAUGUCUAUAGGAAGAAUGACAUCAAUGAAGACUGCUACUGGUAUAUGAAUGCCCUAGAUGCUUCAGUUACAGAUUUCUCACAAUACAUGGAGUUCAAGGAAAUUCUAAGGACCCCAGAAGAUUUGCAAAAAAUUGUGAAAAGUUCAGAUCGAAAAAGCAAUGUAAUCAUCACAUGUGGUACUCCAGAUGAUAUCAAAAUAGCCCUUGGGGACAAAGGAGUGGAUGAAGAUAUAGUUUUCAUCCUGAUGGAUCUUCACAGUAACAUUUCUUAUGAAAAUAGUCGCUCUGAUAGUUACAUGCAAAAUGUCCUUGUUCUGACUCUUGCACCAGCAAAUUACAGCUCAAUUUUAAAUCAUAGUAGGACUUUCAUGGAUACGGAGAAGAUCAAUUUGCUAGCUGAGAAUGACAUCCUUCUGGGAUACGUGGAUGCAGUUUUACUCUUUGGACAUGCUUUGAAAGUCCUUUGUUCAGACAAGAAUCAGUUGGUCCUGUUAAUUUGCUUAAACCAAUUCCGGAAUAGCACAUUUGAAGGUAUUUUAGGUCAGAUCUUGGAUGGAUAUGGAGAUAUUGAUGUCAAUUUCAGUAUUUUCUACACAUCAACAGAUACCAAAGAAUUUAAACCCCUCCUGUGGUUCGACACAAAGUUGAACAAAACUGUUGAGAAGACAACGAUGCCUGGAUUCAUCUGGAAAAACCACAUGCUACCUACUGAUACUCCUAGCAGUGGUCCCCACUUCCUGGCCAUAGCUGUUUUCACACUUACUGGAAUUGUGGUGCUAGUUGUGAUCAUUGCUUUGUUGGUGCUGAGGAAGUACAGAAGAGCCAAUCAAUUGCGGCAAAAGAGAUGGUCCCAUAUUCCACCGGAGAAGAUACUACCAUUGAAUACUAAUGAGUCAAAUCAUGUUAGUCUGAAGAUUGAUGAAGACAAAAGGCGGAAUACUGUUCAAAGGCUGCGUCAAGGCAAAUAUGAUAAGAAGAUAAUAAUUCUGAAGGAGUUCAAACACAAUGAUGGAAAUUUUACAGAGAAACAGAAAAUAGCUCUAAAUAAGCUCCUUCAAAUUGACUAUUACAACCUGACUAAAUUCUAUGGAACAGUCAAGAUGGACACAAUGAUCUAUGGAGUAAUUGAGUACUGUGAAAGGGGCUCAUUGCGGGUCUUUCUCUUGUUUUCAUCUCAGGAUGUCUUAAAUGAUAAAAUCUCCUACCCUGGAACCUUCAUGGACUGGGAAUUUAAAAUUUCUGUCAUGUAUGACAUUGCUAAGGGAAUGUCUUACUUGCAUUCAAGCAAAACAGAGGUCCAUGGGCGCCUGAAAUCCACAAAUGGUGUUGUUGAUAAGCGCAUGGUUGUGAAAAUCACUGAUUUUGGCUGCAAUUCUAUUCUGCUCUCUAAAAAAGAUCUCUGGACUGCUCCUGAACACCUCCGCUGUGGUGAUGAAUCGCAGAAAGGUGAUGUGUAUAGCUAUGGAAUUAUAGCUCAAGAGAUUAUUCUGCGUAAAGAGACUUUCUACACUAACCAUUGUCGGAAUGCUAAAGAAAAACUUUAUAGAGUAGAAAGCAGCAAAGAAGAAAGACCAUUCCGGCCAGAUCUUUUAUUGGAGACAGAAGGAGAGCGAGAGCGAGAGCAAGAUAUAUAUUGUCUAGUGAAAAGCUGCUGGGAAGAAGAUCCAGAAAAGAGGCCAGAUUUUAAGAAAAUUGAAACUACUCUAGGUAGGAUAUUUAGCAACUACCACAACCAAAACAAUGAGAGCUAUAUGGACACAUUGAUCCGACGCCUGCAGUUGUAUUCGCGAAACCUGGAGCAUUUAGUAGAAGAGAGAACCAAGCUGUACAAAGCAGAACGAGAUAGAGCUGACAAACUAAAUUUCAUGCUUCUCCCACGGCCUGUGGUAAAAUCUUUGAAGGAGACUGGACUUGUGGAGCCAGAAUUAUUUGAAGAAGUCACCAUCUACUUCAGUGACAUUGUGGGCUUUACAACCAUAUGUAAAUACAGCACACCUAUGGAAGUGGUAGACAUGCUGAAUGACAUCUACAAGAACUUUGACCACAUUCUUGAUCAUCAUGAUGUUUAUAAGGUGGAGACUAUUGGAGAUGCAUAUAUGGUAGUAAGUGGUUUACCAAACAGAAAUGGUAACCGUCAUGCAGUGGACAUUUCCAUGAUGGCCCUGGAUAUACUCAGUUUCAUGGGGUCAUUUGAAUUACAACAUCUUCCUGGCCUUCCUGUAUGGAUUCGAAUAGGAAUUCAUUCUGGUCCGUGUGCAGCUGGUGUGGCCUGGGAUGUAAAAUGCCCCUGUUACUGCUUGUUUGGAGACACGGUGAACACAGCUUCAAGAAUGGAGUCUACAGGAUUACCUUUGCGGAUUCAUGUAAGUGGUUCCACUAUUGAUAUUCUGAAGAGGACAGACUGUCAGUUCCAGUAUGAAGAACGAGGAGAAACUAUGGAGAAUCAGCAGCGUUUGCAGGCUGACUUUGCUGAGAUGAUAAAGGACUCUUUGCAAAAAAGACCAAAGGGAGAUUGCCAGAUGCAAAAACAUUUCGUGCAGACUAGCUACUGCAAAGACACCCUGGAAUAUCUGCAGUUGGCUACUACAGGACACUCUGCCACUUCUCUGUAAAACUAAAUAGGAACAAGUUAGGAAUAAAAUGAUUUUGUGUUCCCACCAUCGCCACCCAUUUGCAAGAUUGAAGAGAGCAAGACUAGUUAAAAACAAGAAUGUUGCUCAUCCUUUAAGUAUCGUUAUAUCAGUAACAGUCUGAUGUCACCUUUUCAAACUAGCAAGCAUUAUUUAAAAGACAUACAAGUUUUCAUCACUAGAGUUUAUUUUUUUAAUAGAAUGUGUUAGUUUGCAACAAUGCUUGGCUACCAUAGACUAACAUGGCUCUCUGUAAUAUCGUCUGUAUUGUAUUCGUCUCAUUACAUAAGUAAUUAAUAAACUGUGAAAAGAUACCCUUUGCUGCAUUUCCAACAUGCAAAUAAUUUAAUGCAAGCUGCUUCUGCUGACAUUAUUAGAGCCUUUACUAGUACCCUGCUUUUUGGAUGUGCAGGUAGAAAAGGAAGAGACUGUCAACUACCAGUAGUAUCUUUUAGACUCAGUACAUUGCUUAUGGUUAUAAAGGAAGAAUUUUAUCUGUUAUUUAA